ACUCGACUGCCGACGGGUCAAACGACAAAAACACAUUACACUUGACAUUUUGACACGCAGAGUGCAGCAUCGCCAAUCAAAGUUGAAGAGUUCAAGUGACGUGACGGCUUGCCAAAACAACAGCACAAAUAAAUAACAAAAAGCACACAAAACAACAACAGCAACACACCACGCGUUUGUGAAUGCAGGCCACGGAGCACAAAAGAGACAAAGCGGAGGUGGCACCGCAAAUGCGAACAAAAGAGGAAAUCAAAUAAUAUGCAAAACGAGUAAAAAGCAGCAAAGUGUGAAGGAAGUGGAAAACAGUUAACAAAAACAAACAAGACAAUAAAGGAUAUUUUGCGGACGAAUUCUAUUGUAUAAAAUUGAGGAGCCUAACCGAGCAGCAGCUGCUGCCGAAAACAGCGGCCAACGAAAGGAGCAACAGGAAUCAAUAAAAAGCGAGCUACAACAACAAUAACACAUAGUGUGGCUAGAAAGCAGCAAACAAAACAGAAAAGUUAAGCUGAAGGCGGACACAAAAAUCAAUUGAAAUUGAAGAGGGUCCACAGGCGCCCGCCUGAAACGUGACGCGUAAGGACUUCCUGGCAGUCAAGCACUCGAGCAAGGCGACCGGAAGACAACAAAGCGCGAGUGCCAAGUGGACGCGGUGUAAGCCGCAAUGAAAAAGCUACCCGUGGCUUUGUUGGCCAGCACUUUGCUGCUGUGGCAGACGACAGCGCUGGCGGGACGCCUUGUGAAGCGCAGCUACUCCGAUCAAAGCGUGCACGGCUACCAGACGGAGCGCACAUGCUGGUGGAACGAGGUGUGCAAGGAGGAAUUUCAGAAUCUCUUCCGCUGCAAGUGUCCACAAUUCUCAUACUGCCGCUCACCAGGACGCUACUACAAUGCGUAUUGUUCAAUGACCGACACGGGCUACAUAUGGACGCAGCCAACAUGGGACUGGGUGCCUUGAAUGCUGCCAUCGCCGGUCUACUGCCUACAUAUAUUUAAGUGCUUAACACACACCAACACAUACACAUAUAAAUCACAUACUUAUACUUAUGCACCCACAUAUGCCUAUAGUUAGGAUAGAAAAUAUUCAAAAGCAACAAAAAACAAUGAAAAGUCGUAAAAAUAUACAUAUUUAGUAUAUAGUAUAGUCUUACAUACAUACAUACAUAUAAAUAUAUAUAUGUAUAUUAAAGCUACUCUUGGCACAGAAAGUGUUUAUUAUUAGCACUGACAUACUAACGGUGCUUUAAAAGACACAUUCAAAAAAAAAAUGCAUUUUACACAAACAAAAAAAAUACAUUCACAAACAUAUACAACGAAUUAUAAUUGUACCGUUAUUCACAAAAAUAGUUUAUGUAUGUAGGAUCGCUUAGAACCUUGAACCCACGCUUAAGCUACUUUUCAUAUAUGGUUAAUACCACUAUGUUGUUGUUGUGGCAGAGUUCUGACGAGUUGGCAGUACUUGGCCGUAUAAAAAACUUCGGUCCAUUCCGAAGUAGACCCGACUGACGUAGGAAUGGUUGUUACAACUACAUACUUCAUCUGAUCAGAUUUGAACCGGACUGGCAAAAACUACAUUUUCAUGUAUUUUAGCUCCUGAGCCAAAACAAGAAUGCCAAUACUCAAUCCAACUUUCUAUACACUUUUUAUAAGCUUCGGCUGGUUUAUCCUUCAGGGAGAUUUGUUUUUUUUUCUAUUUCGAGUCAUUCUUGUAACGCCAUUCGCUAGAUUGUUGGCUAGUUCCGAUGACAUAUUCAUAAACUUACGUCUCGUCACUAGUCCUGACGCCCUUGAUGAAUAUAGGGUCCUCAGCAACGUUAUUAAGCAUCUCUUUCUCAACCGCUUGACGUCGUUUUUGCAAAAAAUACAGAACUUUUGGUAUGAGUCCAGUAAUGACCCGCUUUAUACCCAAAACAUUAAACAAAAUAUGUUGAGUUGAUCCAUAAGAAAUACUGAGAACCUCUGCUAUAACUCUGAUGCCAACACGACAAUUUGGAAAUACUAUUUCUAAUAUUUUUCGGUGUUAUUAACAGAGUUGGACGGACGACCCGAUUAAGGCAAACUCUCGAUUACUUUACGACCUUCAAUAAAUGCUUUGUGUCGCUCAAAUACUGGUAUUCGUGAUAAAGUGGACUCCACCAAACACACAAUAUUGAACGAUCAAAAAAAAAAACAUUUAACAAGAAAAACUUCAUAGAUUUGGUUUACGCGUGUGGUUUAGUUUCAUGAACCACUCGGGGUAAAAUUUCAAAAUAUGGGAAAUAUACCAUAAAAUCUUGACUUCUGAGCUCAGUUAUUUUUCCAGUACAAAUCCCUUAGAUCCACAUUAACCAUACUAUAAAAGAAUUUCAACAUAGCAGUGGACUUAUCAGAUGUACUAUAGACCCUUUUGGGGUCAGAAAAGUCUCUUGCAGAGCUUUACUACGAAAUAAUGUUCAUAAAUAUCCAACAACAAGCUUGUUUGUACAGUCUUGUAUUCUGAGCUCAGUUAUUUACCAAGUCCAAAUCCCGUAUAUACAUAUUAACCAGACUAUAAAUGAACCUCAACAUAGUCAACAUAGUAGUCUCACUAGAUGUGUUCUUUACCCUUCUAGGGUACAAAAAAAUCCCUCGUAAAGCUUUAUUAAGAAAUAAUAUUAAUAAAUACCCAAAAAUGAGGUAGUUUACGUCAAGAUUUUAUAAAAAAAAAAAUUUAGUGUUACACACUCUACUGUUGUUUCUGUUGUUGUAAAGGCAAAAAAACAUUCCACAAAUAUUUCAAAAAAAUGCUGACAAGUUGACAUUGAAUUGGGAUCGUUCCGGUUACGUAGACCCGUAUGUCUUGAGAAUGUGUCCUAAGAUUGUUUAAGGGGUUAUUAACAGAGAAAUUGUGAAAUGUUUGGAAAAACAUAUUUUAAACUCGGCCAUUGCGACGCCAUUUCCGGUGACCCCUCGGAAAGAAGAUGGAACCGCGUUGGCGAAAUAACUCCUUACAUGAUCAUCUAAAGUGAAAAAAUACGUGUUUUAGUUAAGACCGUAACUUAGAACUUGGACAAAGGAAAGAAAAAAACUGAAAAAUGGAUUUUUGGCAGAAACUUUUACAAAAAAUUUAAAUUUUAGUGAAAAUUUCCCGACAUUUUUGUUUCAAUAAAUCCUUCGUCCAAGUUUUUAAGAGUUGUAUCUCAAAGACCUGUGUAAAAUUUCAUGAAGAUUGAUUGAGUAGUUCUCGAGAAAUCUUACCAGCUGACUUCGACAGUUUCGAGAAAAACGUGUUUAAAGACGGCGCACUUAGCCUAGCUGGCCUCGAGCGCACAAGUUCUCAAGGCUGUAUCUCCGAAACUAUUGCUUGAAACAACUUGAAAAUUUAGGAGGUGUUGUAGAGUUUAAGAAUACAAUAAAAAAAAUCGGUUUUUUGAAAGACAUGUAUUCUUUAAUUUAAUAUUUAAGACCUCAAUGUUUCGGUAGCAAAAUUCACUUCGUAUUCUUUGAUUUUGUGAGGAUAUGGGUUUUAAAAAGCAAUAACCUAACCUAACCUUAUUUAUGAACUACACUUCAACACCAACCUCACAAAAUAUAGAAAAAUAUCUCACAUAGUACAACAUAGAAUUCCACAUAUAUGUAAAUACAUACAUAUGUAUAUCGUCACAAAUACAUACUCACACCAAAUCCUUGAAAGCUUUCAUGAACGACCAAUCAACUAUGCUUCCAAAUUAGUGAACCUUAUACAUUAUUAGAAUGAGAGUACAUUAUUUAUAUAUACCCUAAACAUACAUACUGAUAUAUGCAUAAUGGCAUAUGAUAUAAAUAUAUAUAUACAUACAUACACGUAUAUACUUGUAUAUAUAUGCAAACAGUCGAAAAACACAACGCAAAUGCGAAAUUGAUCAUAUCCACAAAACGUUUUACCUUGUUAACCCUAAAGACUUAUUGCUGCAACGUCAUACCGUUUAGUGGGCGAAGCCAAACACAAACAAACACAAUCGAAAUAUGCAUACAUACAUACAUACAU
Messenger RNA from Bactrocera dorsalis (oriental fruit fly), 3982 nucleotides. RefSeq lists its product as uncharacterized. The coding region runs from base 662 to 955 and encodes 97 amino acids. Lineage: Eukaryota; Metazoa; Arthropoda; Insecta; Diptera; Tephritidae. The record is from RefSeq and is a predicted model, not a curated record. The transcript has 4 exons.